CCCCCAGAGAAGGCAGAAGGAAGAGGGAUUCUCUCCGCCCGCCCUCCUUCGCCAGCACUGGUCCAAUCUUUUUCACCCCCUCCCCCCGCAAUGAGGGAGGGGAGUGGAAAGCGGUGGAGGAGGAAGGGGGGCAGACUCGAGUAAGCGGAGCGAGAAGCAGUGAGGCGCCGGGGAGAGUGGAGGAGACGAUGCCUCGGCUCCUCGGGAAAACUGGACUCCUCCUCCGCUUUGUCCUGCUCACGCAGCUGCUCCCUGCCGGGAGGGCUCUGCCCCUGGGAAAGCUCCGAGGACCCGAAUCCGGACCCCCGGGGCCCGGGGACCGCAGCCACCCGGAGCCAGCGGAGGUUCCUACCUCACCUAGUCCCAUGUUACCCCCAGAAGAGGAAGCGCCAUUGUCCUCCCAGACCAGGAACCGAGCUGGGCUACGACAACAUAAGCACCGUGGCAUAUCCCAGUUUGUGACUCCAACCCAUCAAGGCCUAAGGGAUGUUGAACCCCCUACUACACAGGAAGCUUCUCCCUUCCUAUUGGAACUGCAGAGCCUUCCAGGAUUGGCUGAUGUAGAUCUCAGUGCCCAAAACCCCAACAUCCAGGUGACCAUUGAGGUGGUAGAUGACCUGCAGGCUGAGAUGGAGAUGGACUUGUUGACAGAAACCAGUGAUUACUGGUCGUUGGGCUCCCCCAGCUGGCUCCCUGCCAAAGAGCUCUUCUGGCCUCUGUUCUGGGGCUAUACAGAGGGUGAGGAGGGAGGAUCUGGGCCCCAGCCUGAGGGGAAAGCCCUCAGAGAGGAAGCGGGAAAGGAGGACAGUGAGGAAGACUAUGGCACAGAAUAUGAGGAGGAAGAGGAGGAAGACGAAGAGCCCGUGCUGAGUGGAGUGGGAAGCAGCUGGAAUCAGAGGUGGCCAAUGCCAAAGACCUGGGAUUUCAUGGAGAAAUAUAACUAUGAUUAUGAGGUGGAAGAAGAAUGGAGCCCCUGGUCCUCUUGCAGUGUCACCUGCAGCAGCGGUACCCAGAAAAGGACCCGCUCCUGUGGCUAUGCUUGCACAGCCACAGAGUCUCGAAUGUGUGAAUUGCCUCGAUGCCCUGGAACAGAAAGCAAGAUGGACUUUCCCAGUGAAGAUUGGUUGCCUGAAGUGCACAAUGACACUCAAAUGCUGGGCUCAGAUGUAGAUAGCUGUGAAAAGUGGCUGAACUGCAAGAGUGACUUCCUGGCUAAAUACAUGAGCAAGAUGCUGACCGACCUGCCCAGCUGCCCCUGUGCUUACCCUCUGGAGGCCGUGUACAGUGCUGUGAGCCUUCCAGAUGAGCAACAAGGCAGAAGCUUCCGCUGGAGGGAUGCGAGCGGCCCCAAGGAGCGCCUGGACGUCUAUCAGCCAACUGCCCGCUUCUGCCUGCGCUCCCUCCUCUCUUUGGACAGUACCACGCUGGCUGCCCAGCACUGCUGCUAUGAUGAGGGCAGCCGGCUGCUGACUCGGGGUAAGGGGGCUGGCGCCCCGGACCUCAUCAGCACAGACUUCUCCCCAGAGCUGCACUUCAAGGUGGACACACUGCCUUGGAUCCUGUGCAAAGGGGACUGGAGUCGCUACCAUGCAGCGCGGCCCCCAAACAACGGGCGAGCCUGUGCUGACAACCCACCCGAGGAGGAAUACCUGGCUCAGCUGCAGGAGGCCAAAGAGUAUUAACCAAAGAAUCAGGGAGGCCCAAAUGUGGAGGAUGGAAUGGAGGCUUGGCUUUGUCUCUGGUGGCUGGGCCAGAGCAAUGAGUGGGGUCCUGAUGGCUGCUCCCUAGGAAUAUCUGGAAAAGGGCAGGGUAAGAACACCUCAUAAUUGGGGUAUCUGUACCAAGCUGCUCAAUGGGGGAGGGUUUUUCUGGGCGUCUCUGACCCUUGCACAUUUUCUCCCAGUUUAGUGGAGUGAGAAGUCCCCUUUCUUGUUUGUAAUAUGAAAGCUGGAGUGUGUGUGUGUGUGUGUGUGUAAGACAGAGUAAAUGAAAGGUUGGUCUUAGAUGAGCAUAUCUUUGGAUUCAGGGUGGAGAGAAGAAAAGCAUGUCAUUCAGAAAGCCCUUAAUAGCCCUGUGAAUUCAACUCUCCCAUCCCCAGUCUCUCUCUCUCGCCCCACUACAAGGAGACUGUUGUCCUCUCAGUCCCCGGUUUCUGUGCCCUAUCAUCCUGGUUCGGAUACAAGCUUUGGUACAGCCAUCCGGCUAACCUCCAGUAUCUUGGAGAGAGAAAGGUUGGGAACUUAAGAUUUGCUGAAUGGAUCUUAGGACAGGCUCAGGUGAGCUAGAGAAAAGCACCUUCAUCUCCAGUGACCCUGAGGAGCUGGGGAAUCAGGGAGGGCCAGGAGGACUGGUAACUGGAGGACUCCAUCCCUGUCUGCCCUGUGUCUUCUCUCUCUCCUUUUUGAGGUGUCUGAGCAAAUAGGCCUGGUGAAUAAUAUUGCCAUGGCCAAGCAUCUCUGGGACAGUUACUUUGGGUGUGGCCGGCUCUGUGUUAGGGGCACAUACCUCAUUCACUCUUCCACCUCUCCCCAAGAGUCUGGCUGGGUAGCAGUGCCAUUGCCUUCCCAUAGACCAAACACUUACAACUGGUGUUUGGGGGUAAUGUUGGGUGGGCAUCUGAGCAGGCGGAGUGAUGCAAGAUGCCAGACAUCAUCCGUCAGUGCUUAGAAUAUAUUCAUCAACUGCCCACUUGUAUCAAUAGUUCCUGCAUCAGAGCAGUCCUACAAAGACAUUAAGGAUUGAAGCAGAUGUCCUUGACGUGCUGAGAGGAAGAAAUUUGAUAAGAAUUAUGUUGAUUAGGUUAGGGCUUAGGAGAAUGGAAACCAAACAGGAAAGAAGAAGAGAAAGUUCAUGCGGAUCCCAACCCUUGCUGCCCAUCCUACUGAUAUAUCCCACUCCCCCAAUGGAAAUGUGAAGGCUGAGUGAGGAUGUGAUUUGAUGUCAGAACAGGGCAGGACCGAAGAAGGGUAGAUCUUACAGCUACAAAAUCUGGGAUGGGGGCUAUAGCUGAUGUGGAAUGGUAUAAGAAUCUCUACGCAUACCUAUCCCCCUCCCACACCCAGGAGACUUUCAUGUCCAGUUAUCUUACUCCAGCUUUUGGUGCCCUUUUUUUCCAUCCUGGAUUACAAUAUCUUAUUAGGGGUUAACUCGCUUUAGUUCCAGCUGUCAUUUGUCACCAAGUUCUUUGGAAGGUUGGAAAGAGGGCAAAGGAGAUCAAUGAGCUGCAAUGGGAUCUUUGUGGAUCUUCAGCAAUAAAGCACUUUA
This is a messenger RNA of Sarcophilus harrisii (Tasmanian devil), 3264 nucleotides long. It is a transcript of the gene ISM2, whose product is annotated as isthmin 2. The record is from RefSeq and is a predicted model, not a curated record. The transcript is spliced from 6 exons. Lineage: Eukaryota; Metazoa; Chordata; Mammalia; Dasyuromorphia; Dasyuridae. The coding region runs from base 189 to 1682 and encodes 497 amino acids.